AUGUUCUUCCAGCCAUUAUGCGGCCUCUACUUUCCUCCGCAUCCGCAUGGAGAUGGCGGAGGAGGUGGUGGAGGACAGCAUGGAGCUGGUGGUGGAGGUGGAGGGGGUGGAGGAGGACAGCACGGAGCUGGAGGAGGAGGUGGCGGAGGACAACAUGGAGUUGGUGGCGGACAGCAUGGAGUUGGUGGAGGAGCACAACAUCCACCACCGCCGCCGGUACUUGGGAAGAGGAAGGCUUGCGAAGCGGCCACAAAGAUGGCCACGAGGAUGAGUGUCCUCAUAUUGAGAUCAACUGAAAAUAACAGGGUUUAG
Molecule: messenger RNA, 312 nt
Organism: Bursaphelenchus xylophilus (pine wood nematode)
Lineage: Eukaryota; Metazoa; Nematoda; Chromadorea; Rhabditida; Aphelenchoididae
Source: the annotation of a GenBank genome assembly